Messenger RNA from Cucumis melo (muskmelon), 846 nucleotides. RefSeq names its product photosystem I subunit O. The transcript has 4 exons. Bases 259 to 699 code for a protein of 146 amino acids. Lineage: Eukaryota; Viridiplantae; Streptophyta; Magnoliopsida; Cucurbitales; Cucurbitaceae. The record is from RefSeq and is a predicted model, not a curated record.
CACACCACAAAAUAAUUGUUUUUGUUUGAUGAAUUAGUAGGUAAAAGAAAGGGCCCACUUUAUCCAAGAAAUUCCGAGGUGUCAAAGCUUGAUUCAUCACAAAUUGAUUCGCUAUCCGCAGCAAUCAAAUCUACAUUCCUUCGCCAAAUAUCAUCCACACAAAACGCCCAACAAAAUCCCAAUCCCUUUCCCCCGCCCUUCUACAAACCAACUGCACCUCCCGACCCCUAAAUCCGCACUAAUCCCGAUCCCCACAAAAUGGCCACCGCCUUCGCUACCUCCUCUGUCGCCGGCCUCGGAACCGCCUCCCUCUCCUCUCCUUCCUCCAGAUCUCCCCGUCUAGUCUCCGGGUUCAUCAAGUCGCCCGUGGCCGCCAGGAAUCCGCUUAACGUAGGGCGUGCAUCCCGUGGAAGGUUCACCUGCUUUGAGAGGGAUUGGCUACGGAGAGAUCUGAAUGUUAUUGGAUUUGGACUGAUCGGGUGGAUUGCCCCAUCGAGCAUUCCGGUGAUCAAUGGGAAGAGCUUGACGGGGCUGUUCUUUGAGAGCAUUGGAACAGAGCUUGCCCAUUUUCCUUCUCCACCCGCCCUCACUUCUCAAUUCUGGUUGUGGUUGAUUACGUGGCAUUUGGGUCUCUUCAUUACGCUUACUUUUGGACAAAUCGGAUUCAAGGGAAGGACCGAAGACUACUUUUCAAAGUGAAUAUGUAAUAAUUCUUAAAAAGGAGAGAGAAUUCUAGUUUUUGUUAUUAUUAUUCAUGUUUAUAAGUUUAUAACUUAUAAGUAGUGUUUGUGUCCCCCAUUUUCUUCAUGUAUAAAUCGUUUCAACCUCCAAAUUUUGCUUCACUAA